Cimex lectularius (bed bug) is the source of this 683-nucleotide messenger RNA. RefSeq names its product vitamin K epoxide reductase complex subunit 1-like protein 1 (gene Vkor). Lineage: Eukaryota; Metazoa; Arthropoda; Insecta; Hemiptera; Cimicidae. The record is from RefSeq and is a predicted model, not a curated record. The transcript has 3 exons. The coding region runs from base 147 to 656 and encodes 169 amino acids. Gene Ontology annotation, biological process: peptidyl-glutamic acid carboxylation; vitamin K metabolic process. Gene Ontology annotation, molecular function: vitamin-K-epoxide reductase (warfarin-sensitive) activity.
CAGGUAGCUCUGAAAAUGGUUCCAGCUGAUGCUGCUAUCUUACAGUGAUAAGGACAUGACAACAGAAACAGAAACCAUUUCUAUGUGACAGCUCUAAGAAACUGAGCCACAUUUUUGAAGAACCUGACACAAUCAACAAGAACACAAUGCCAAUCAACAAGCUGAAGCUGCAGAACUUCACCAUCAAAUUGUUCAGCGUUUUGGGCUUCCUGGUCUCACUCUAUUCGUACUAUGUUGAAAUGAAAGUGGAACACGACAAGAACUACAUCGCUUUGUGCGACAUCAGUGAACAUAUUAGCUGUUCCAAGGCAUUCAAUUCCCAUUACGGUCGUGGUUUCGGCAUCCUGAACGAUAUUUUUGGAGAGGGUUCGAUUUUAGACCAGCCGAACAGCUUGUACGGGAUGUUCGCUUAUUUUGGAAUGUUCCUCCUUGCUCUUACUGACAGAAUCAAGAUGAGCAGGGUCUUUCUCAAUGUAACAGUCAUGUGCAACGUGAUGUCAGUCUACCUUGGAUACAUACUCAUAUUUAUUUUAAAGGAUUUCUGCGUAAUAUGCGUUUCAACGUAUGUUAUCAACUUUGUCCUUGUAGUCGCAGCAUACAAAAAGUAUCAUCACCUUAUAUCCCUGUCACAUGAGCACGAUAGAAAAAAUCAAUAAAAUAUAGGAGACUGUUCUGUUGCUUAA